GGGAACCGGCCGUCACCUCGCGCUGCUCGCGCGCACCGGCGAGGGCAGGGCCAUGAUGAACAUCGAAGUCCACAACAUCACUUACACCACUGCCACAGUCUCCUGGGCCACAAACAACCCCUGUCCGGAGAACUACUACCAUGUCAUGUACCGACCCAACUGGAACAGCGUCUUCGCUGGCUAUUUACGCCAGAACUUCCACCGUGAGGAGCGAGUCCCCCACUCCCUCAGCUCCCUCAUCCUCCACAGACUCACUCCAUCCACUGUCUACAUCCUCUGCAUCACAUGCAAGAACUCUUACCCCUCCAGCAAUCACUGCACCACCUUCCAUACUCCAGAUAAAACCCAGGGGGGUUUUGGUGGCUCUAAGCAUGAACCUACCACCUCCAUGUGGAUGGUGAGCAGCCUGCUGCUUCUUUGCUUUAUAGCUAUCUUGAUGUAUGGCUGCUUGCAAUUCUGGUCUGCACGGUGCCACAGGGCUUCAAGACUGAAGCACUAUGACACCAACUCGGAAGGAGAYGUGGGCGAACAGAGCAAUUCGCUGGAAGGGUCUCUGAAUAAUGGACUAAAAGAGGAGCUUCUGGAAGUCCCCAUGACAACUGUUCUAGUGAGGAGUUCCAGCUUCAUGAGGGAGAGUCCAUAUAGGUCCCCCCAGUGCUUUUUUCCCYAUAAAAACAGUGAUGAUAAAAAGGCUAUCUUGCCACAGCAUGGUCUUCAGUGACAGACAGAUAAAGGGACCCCUUGCUUAGYAGUUUGGUUCGUGCUGCUCUUUUCCAGCUCUUGUCAACGUGACUGUCCAUAUGUCCACGGAGGGUAUUUGUCCCAGUGUAGAACAUGAGUUGGAGACAUUAGCCACAAGGCGAAAGAUUUUUGUCAAAGUACAAAAAUAUUCUCAUUUAUUGAGAGGAUAUAAAAAAAUCCAAGGCAAAUUAUUGAGAACGGACAGGCUAAGCUGACUCUGUUGUCAUUAUCUUAAUUGUAUYGCUGCUGUAGAUUUACUUCAGACUCAUCAAGCUACCUGCACAAGAAACAAACUCCACCCAAGUAAUUUCAUACUUGAGUAACACUUCAUUAGUAUCCUGUGACCUCAUAAAACCUUGUACAAACCAUCAUUGCAGACUUACAAAAGAGCUCGUUGUCAGUAUUAAUAGACUAUAUCUGCAAACAAAUAGCUUAGCAAUUCUCAUUUUGAGCUACAAAUUGGCUUCUGGAAGUAGYACCUUUCUCUGGGAAGAGCAGUACUGUAGAGCUCCAACUUUCUACUCUCUGCACAUACAGAAAGAUAAGACUUGGUGUCAGUGCCAACAACAAGCAGAGUGACACACUCUUCACGUACGGAGAAGAA
Messenger RNA from Nothoprocta perdicaria, 1345 nucleotides. RefSeq names its product fibronectin type III domain containing 9 (gene FNDC9). Gene Ontology annotation, molecular function: protein binding. The transcript has 2 exons. The record is from RefSeq and is a predicted model, not a curated record. NCBI's taxonomy places the organism in Eukaryota, Metazoa, Chordata, Aves, Tinamiformes, Tinamidae. The coding region runs from base 53 to 721 and encodes 222 amino acids.